AUGGCCAGCGCUAAUAAUUCAUUUGCGCUUCAUUUCCAGUUCCACUUCGAUUUAAUUUCAUUCCGUUCCAGCAGCAGCAGCUUAAAUACAAAAUUGUGCAUCAAAUAACGUUUUGUUUUGAAGUUUUGUAUCAAUAGUGUUAAUGGUUGUGCGCUAAGUUCUUUAUGCAUUGGAUAAUGGAAGAACGACGCAGGUGCACUACAGUGCGGCAGUUAGAAGUCAUAAUAGAAUUUUUGGAAGGCAAUCGAGACCUUGCUCUUGGCCGGGCGAGGUCCAAGGAAGCAAGGGAAGUUGCUGCCCGACUGUGGCAAGAGUGCGCCGAAGUGCUGAAUUCUUUGGGGCCUGCGAGAACAGGAAAGGAGUGGUCAAGGGUAUGGAAUGAUCAAACAACAAAAGUCAGAGCAAAACUUUUUAAAAUUAAUGCAAGUCAAACAGCCACUGGAGAGGGACCUAGCAGUGCACCCACACUGACCCCUCUAGAGGAAAAAGUAGCCAAUAUAAUAGGCAGACCCCUGCCUAAGGUGGCUAAAAAUCACUCCAUCGAUGAUGACAUUAUAGAAAAUGAGGAGGUGAUAGAAAUUGAAUUUGGAGAAAAUGAAAGUUCACCUUCGUCAAUCGAUCACUCAUAUUAUCAAGAUCCUUUAAAAGAGGCACCUGCGGCAGAUGAAGAUCUUAGUGAAUAUUCGCCUCAGGAAAUACCAGACUCGCCAGUGUCAGGUAUGCAGUAGGUAUUUAUUAUACAGGGUAUGGUAUUGAAAAACAACA
Messenger RNA from Ostrinia furnacalis (Asian corn borer), 765 nucleotides. RefSeq lists its product as uncharacterized. Lineage: Eukaryota; Metazoa; Arthropoda; Insecta; Lepidoptera; Crambidae. The record is from RefSeq and is a predicted model, not a curated record. Gene Ontology annotation, cellular component: nucleus. The transcript has 5 exons. The coding region runs from base 165 to 728 and encodes 187 amino acids.